CUCUCUCUCUCUCUCUCUCUCUCUCUCUCUCUCUCUCUCUCUCUCUCUCUCUCUCUCUCUCUCUCUCUCUCUCUCUCUCUCUCUCUCUCUCUCUCUCUCUCUCUCUCUCUCUCUCUCUCUCUCUCUCUCUCUCUCUCUCUCUCUCUUCUCCUACCUCGAUGCGCAAACUCUGCCAUUCUUUUUAUUGGCAGUCGCAAACGCUUUGGCUUACGCCUCCACUACCUUCCUACGGUGUGGAAAAAGUGCCAGUCCAUCAAAUGGCACAUUCUUCGAUCGAGUGGGGACGCGCGCAUGAGGGCGCUGUACACUCUGCGUCGGAGUAAGGAUGCGAAGCUGACAAAGCGAUAUGCGGCGACAAUAGAGCUGGAGUGUGCAGAGGCAUCAGUAGGUUCAGGGACUCUCCGUCCACCGUCAUCUUCAAGUCAUCGUGCAGGGUUGGGUGCUCGUGCUCCGAAGCAGCAUUCCAAACCCCCGAGGAAGGAUCUCCUUCAAACAUUUGAGGAGAUCAACGCGCAGGAGCAGAUUUUGAGGCUGAAGACUCUUCAGGUGCAAGGCAAGUGGUUGGAGUGGACAUCGGUGAUGUGGCAGGACCUCUCGUGGAAAUCCCUUUUGUACGGUGGUACUGGUAAGGAUUUGAAAUUUCUUCUCGCAUCAACCCUCGACGUGCUACCUUCUCCGACGAACCUACGCCGUUGGGGAAACGCCGUAGUGGAUCCGUACUGUAAAUUGUGCCGUGCCUGGGCCUGUACUACGCGCCACGUGCUUGGCGCUUGUCGCGUAGCGCUGGACCAGGGACGUUACACCUGGAGGCACGACAACGUUCUCGGGGUCAUCGUCAGGAACAUGCGUGAGGAGAUUCGAAUCCGCACUGCUGCAAACACCGUACAAACCGAAAAUUCAAAUGAGCUUGACUUCAUCUCGUUUUGCAAGGCGGGAGAGAAGCCAGUUCGCGUUCAGCCCAGACGAAAGUUGGUUACGACUGAUCUCCUGUCAGCGGCCUCAGACUGGAAACUUCUUGUCGACUCAGUUAGUGCAAAGAUUUCUUUCCCUAGCUGUGUUGCACUUACCACCCUAAGACCAGAUAUAGUUCUGUACUCUACGAGUCGUAGGAUUGUAUUCUGGAUGGAGUUGACAGUUUGUGCUGAGGACAGAUUCAGUGUCAGUAACUCGCGGAAGGACAGGCGGUAUGCGGAUCUGGCCGAUCAAUGCCGAGCAAACGGGUGGCAGGUCGUUUCUUUUUCGGUUGAGUAAGACGUCUCUGCGAAGCAGCUACAUCAUCUGGUUGCGGCGUCAACAAAAACACUGGUCGGAAGAUCCACUUUUCUGAGGUACUGUAUGUGGGGCUCCGUUUAUUGAGGUGCGUUGAAAUUUAUUCUCUUUAUCUUAUUAUUUCUUUUCUAUAAUUUCCCCAUAUGAGUUCCUAUCAGUUGCUGUGAACACCUUGAGUGGAGAGCGCUUGCUCGAGCGUUGAACCGGGU
Messenger RNA from Sycon ciliatum, 1478 nucleotides. RefSeq lists its product as uncharacterized. The transcript is spliced from 2 exons. The record is from RefSeq and is a predicted model, not a curated record. Lineage: Eukaryota; Metazoa; Porifera; Calcarea; Leucosolenida; Sycettidae. The coding region runs from base 292 to 1251 and encodes 319 amino acids.